This is a messenger RNA of Octopus bimaculoides (California two-spot octopus), 822 nucleotides long. Its product is annotated as myb-like protein D. Lineage: Eukaryota; Metazoa; Mollusca; Cephalopoda; Octopoda; Octopodidae. The record is from RefSeq and is a predicted model, not a curated record.
AUGAGUGACAAUGACCUCAUCUUUGUGGCUGGAGAUUUUAAUGGGCCUGUCGGACAGCAACCUGGUAUCUUCCAUGGUGUACUCGGUGGCCAUGGAGUUGGUACUAGAAAUGAAGAGGUUCCUGAAAACAAUAAAAAGAAGAGAUCCAAAAAUGAACGACAUCCUGAAAAUCACAAACUCAUCAAAUGCAAAAAGCAACACAAGUCACUAAAGAGACUGCUAACAAAUGCAAAGCUUUACAAAAUGACCAUAAAACCAACGGUUAAAAAACAUGGACGCCCAAACUCUGGAACCUGCCCCAACUUGCUUGAAGGCUCAGAUUUCCUUUACAAACAAGGACAGAGAAUCACAAUUAAAACUGGUUUCACUUGUGCCUCUGAGAACCUAAUUUAUAACAUAGAAUUAGCUAGGACCCUUGAAAAUAAGAAUUGUCUUAUUAUUAAUGGAAAUAUAGAUAACUACCAGGCAAUUAAUAAUACCAAUGCUACCAAUAAUCAUGUAUAUGAUAAUACCAAUAAUACAGUGAAUACUAGUGAAGAAAUUCACAAUGAAAAUCCCAAUAAUAAUUCAAUAAAUAACAACAAUAAUUCUAAUGACCAUUUAAAUGGUAGUGAUGAUAAUACUCAAAACAGUUAUUAUGAAACUGAUUACAACACAUCUAACCCCUUAAACAUUAAUCUUAAUCAACUUAAUGAACAUAAUAACACUUCAACUGUUAACAUAGUUGAUGAGAUAAAUCUUCCUAGCUCAAACUAUAUCAAUUGCAUAUCCAGUAAUACAACCAACAAUAUUGAUAUAAUCAAUUAUGAUAAUUAUGUUUGA